Messenger RNA from Fomitiporia mediterranea MF3/22, 1296 nucleotides. RefSeq lists its product as uncharacterized. Lineage: Eukaryota; Fungi; Basidiomycota; Agaricomycetes; Hymenochaetales; Hymenochaetaceae. The transcript is spliced from 3 exons. The record is from RefSeq and is a predicted model, not a curated record. The coding region runs from base 1 to 1296 and encodes 431 amino acids.
AUGACGAGUCGUAAACUCCGGAUUGGUAUUGGUCUAUCGGUGCUCCUCUUCAGUGCAUUACUGGUCUUUAUGCUCAGCUUGUUCUUUCUACCCCGAACUCGUGUGAAGUCUCGCAUCUGCGCUAUGCCCUUUCGAAAUGCUAUUCUUUCUAAUGUCUGUUCGUCUUCAGUGGCGCAUCGAGUCGCAUCUAAUUCUAUUAUCGAUGGUUCGCACAACUCAAACGCGCGAACACUUGGCAUUGCCACUUCUAUUUUCGUUAUCUCGCUUGCUAGGAGGACUGAUCGUAGACAAGUCAUGGACAUGCUACUCGGGGAUGCUUUAGGCCUCAACUGGAGUUACUUUGAUGCCCUUGACAAGAAUGAUCCCCUCGUCAACAGGAUUCUAUUCGAAGUAUCAAGGCUAAGAGUUGACGCAUCAAAUUCAAGCUUCAAAUGGCCAGAUACACUUGAAGAGGCGCGAAAAGAGUCGUUCGGCUUGGAGAAAAUAGCGUAUGAUGAUACAGGUGACAGGAACGUUACUACUGAACCUUUGCUCUGUGCCACCGGAGACAACAACAUUCCUUCAUACACGAAUUCAUCGUCUGCUCCGUUCCAUAAGAAACUGUCAAAAGGAAUGAUUGCCUGUUGGUAUUCUCAUAUACAGCUUCUGGAAAACAUUGUCAAACACACAAGACACGUCCGCAAUGAUUCUUGGGACGGACGGGAGGGAGUAACGGUCAUCUUCGAAGAUGAUGUUGAUGUAGAGUGGGACAUGCGUGAAAGACUGGAGAAGAUGUGGGUGGAUCUACCUCAAGAAUGGGACAUAGUCGUGCUUGGACAUUGCUGGUCAAACGAGUUAUUCCACCCAUCUAUCACGCCCACGUCUCCUCUCCAUCCAUCACAUCGCCCCAAAUGUACUCAUGGCUACGUCGUUUCGCCCUUCGGCGCUCGCCGUCUUCUAUCUCACCUAUCAUACGCUCCCUUCGCAUUCUCACGAGCACUUGACCAGGCAAUUGCCCAUCUCAUCUCAACACGGCGCAUCCGCAGCUUCAGCGUGGUACCAAGCAUCGUGGUACAACGCCGAUGUCCACCUGGUAAUUCAACUUCGCUCGAAUGCGCAUAUGGUUCUGCAGAUAACGGAGAUUCCGAUAUUUGGGUUAAUGGAGGGAAGAAAGGGAGUAAAUGGCGAGAUUCGUUGGAGGACAGUGCACUUGAACGCAUCCAUAAGGGACAAACCCAUACUGUGUUGACGGACGGGCCCGGUAUCGAAGGACCCGAAGAACACGCGCCCGAUCGAACUGUUACUGCGGAUUCCUAG